AUGCUAUAUAUUGACCAAGACCCCGACUUUGAGAAUAUGGGCUACGCUUUUAGCAGAUUAGAGAUGGAAACUGAGGCUUUCGAUGGCUUGGGUUCGAACGAAGAGCCUAUCGAAAGCCCUCGGUCCAAUAGACAGUCGAGCUUAUUGGACAACGAUAUAGCUCAGCUGACUAAGCUUCAGUCAGGCCCACAAGAGAAUCUGAGCCGUGUUUUUCCGGGGAGGCGUGAAUUUACUGUUUCGCCCCUGAAGAUGUUGGCUGGGAGAGAAGCUAACCUCUCUGGAAAAGGGCGGUUCACGUCCGGUGACCGCCGGCAUGUUCUGAGCAGAUAUCUGCCGGUCAAUGGCCCGUCAAUUGUUGACCAUAUGUCGACAAGAGCUUACGUGUCUCAGUUUUCGGCCGAUGGGUCCCUUUUUGUUGCUGCUUUUCAGGGGAGUGAAAUUAGAAUAUACGAUGUGGAAAGAGGAUGGAAAGUUCGAAAGAAUGUUCUAGCUCGAAACUUGAGGUGGACAAUUACGGAUACGUCCCUGUCUCCCGAUCAAAGACACCUUGUUUAUGCUAGCAUGUCACCAAUCGUACACAUUGUCGAUAUCGGGUCCUCCACAAGAGAUUCUCUAGCAAACAUCAAUGAAAUCCAUGAAAGCCUUGAUUUCUCGUGUCCUGAAGAUAGGGGAUAUUCUUUCGGAAUAUUCUCUCUGAAGUUCUCGAACGAUGGCCGUGAAAUUGUAGCUGGAAGCAGUGAUGAGGAUAUUUACGUUUAUGACCUUGUAGCUAAUAAACUCUCCCUCCGAAUCUCUGCCCAUACGUCCGAUGUCAAUACUGUAUGCUUUGCUGAUGAAAGUGGCCAUCUCAUUUAUUCGGGAAGUGAUGACAAUUUUUGUAAGGUUUGGGAUAGACGGUGCCUUCGGUCUAAUAGCUCUCCCGCAGGGUACUUGACGGGCCAUCUUGAAGGUAUCACGUUUCUCGAUAGCCGUGGAGAUGGCCGUUAUUUAAUAUCCAACGGGAAAGAUCAAGCUAUCAAACUCUGGGAUAUACGAAAAAUGUCGUCUAAUGCUACUUGCUAUCAAGCAUACAGAAAUUAUGAAUGGGAUUACAGAUGGAUGGAUUAUCCUUCCCAAGCAAGAAACCUAAAGCAUCCGUAUGAUCAGUCGAUAGCUACUUAUAAAGGUCACUCGGUUUUACGUACUCUCAUCCGUUGCUACUUCUCGCCUGAGUACAGCACGGGGCAGAAGUAUAUCUACACUGGAUCUCAUGAUUCGUACAUCUAUAUUUAUGAUUUGAUAAGUGGGGACCAGGUCGCGAAAUUGAGGCACCAUAAAUCGACAGUUCGGGAUUGCAGCUGGCACCCGACCUACCCGAUGCUUGUGAGCUCGUCUUGGGAUGGGGACAUUGUGAAGUGGGAAUUCCCGGGAAAUUUGGAGGUGCCGCCUCCCGCCAACAAGACGAGGCCAAGGAGGAGAUAUUUCUUUUAUUAA
This is a messenger RNA of Striga hermonthica, 1473 nucleotides long. The record is from the annotation of a GenBank genome assembly. Lineage: Eukaryota; Viridiplantae; Streptophyta; Magnoliopsida; Lamiales; Orobanchaceae.